AGCUAUUUUAAGCUCUAGCUUUCUCUGCUCGCGGUGCCCUGCGUCGCUUGCCGGAGUAUGGCUCCGAAGAUCUCGGCCCAGGAUCGCGCGAAGAAAUUGCAGGAGAAGGGUAUUGCUUUGGAGAGGAAGGCCGAGUACAUGCUUGUGGUUGCCAAGUUGAAGGAUCAUUACGAGCUUGUCGUUGAGAUGAAAAAGAGGAUGAUUAACUUGGGCAUUCUGACCGCCUCUGGCGAGGAUAAUCCUGAUUAUCGCCCCCCGAAGGCCUUAGGCGUCAAGGAGGAACUUGAUGACAAGGCGGGCACCCCCGUCAAGACGGAGGGCGGCGCUGGCAGCAAAGAGGACGAUGCCGAAGAGAUCGGCAAUGUAGUUUUGCACCGGAACUUCGGCACAUGGGGGUCAAUCCCACCUAAGUAUAUGAAGUGGUUGCUGUCGCGCGCCGAGCCUGUUUCUCUCAGUCCAUUUUCCCUCAAGGCGUUAACGAAACAAGGGGCCAGGGAACCACAGAGAGACCUCAUGUUGGAGAUCCUCGAAGCGAUAUCUGGUUUCACUCGGAGCGACAACAUCGGCGAGAACAAGCUGCAUCUCAUCUCUGAGCGGGUCAACCAGGAGAAUCAGCAGCGCGGCAGGAUCUUGAUGAAUGUCGCUCCGCCUUUCGAUUGGGAGUCUCUUGGGUUCUUUUCAGCCGCACUUGUGAAGGAUCAGAUUUACGAGUUGCUGGAAAAGUAUGCGAAUGUGAAGGUCCAGAUCGCCCUUGACAUCAAAGACGGCUCACCCGUGACCGUCGACAUGAACUUCAGCAGGGCGAGGGCUGUAUUGGUGUAUACGAAGCCUUCCGGCAAGGUUGAGCGGAUGAACUGCAUGCAGAUCUUCGUCGACGCAGGCGAGGGCCAGUCGCUGGGGAAUUCGGGCGCCACGAUCAAUCGCCAGGCUUCGCCGUCGCAGGCGCGCUCGCCGAUGACAGCGGCAUGCGCACAGGCGACGCCACCCUUAUCACCGCACGUUCCUGCGCCGGCCCCUUGCGGCAGGCCGACUGCCAGGAGGGCGGCGCCGUUGGGCGUUGCGGCCUCGUCGCCCCCCCCCAGCGAAGAUUGCGAGGCUUGGGCUGGCAUCGCCAUCGAUCGAGCCUGCCGCGGCCGCCUGCGAUGCGAAGUCGGGGAAGCAGGGCGGCGAGGAGAAGGCAGAGGUGGAGAUCGCUGCCCUUCCCGAGCAGGUGGCCGAGGUUGCAUCGCCACUAGCUGGCGCCUUUGCCGCCCCAGUGCUUCCACCUGACGGCGUGGACAGAGCCGAGGACGAGAGCGACGGUGGUGCCCGUCCCGCCGAGCUCUCCGCAAAGGAUUCGGCCGCCCUGGGGGCCUUCGACGAGGCAUCUUUCGUGCCGCCCAAGGAGGAGGACAAGGGGCAGUGAGGGGCUGUCUCUUUGCCUUGGCACGUCCUGGCCUACGGUCCAGGCUGGGAUGUGUCAGUUUUUGCGCAACGCCUCAGGUUCAGUCGGCAGCGGUUCUUACCGCGCUAGCUUCGGUUGCCACCGUUUGGGCUCGGGCACCUCUUAGGGGCAUGAGUGUCCGCGGGAGACUCUUGAGGUGCCGAGGCGUAGGUCUAGCUGUCAGCGCCGUGACCAGGGCAGCCCUGUGAGGGCGAAACUUCUGGGGAAAAGGGUCGUCGGCAAUCCAUUGGGUUUUUUUGGGCGGCCGCCCGCGGCUACGGUUUGGCCGCCCGCCUCUUUGCGCGUUCGCUUCGUUGCUGGUCCAUUGCCGCCUCGUUUUCCCCAUCAUCGCCACCACAUGGUCGCCAUGAUCCUGAUGUAUAUAUCCUCCUCUUCGCCGUUCUGCCCCCGCU
Messenger RNA from Prorocentrum cordatum, 1836 nucleotides. Lineage: Eukaryota; Dinophyceae; Prorocentrales; Prorocentraceae. The record is from the annotation of a GenBank genome assembly.